AUGUGGAUUUUCCUCUUCGCGACUCGAUCUGCUUCUGGCGAGUACCGACCGCCGUCGUUAAACUGGGACUUCUCCCGCACCUCUUCCGCCGAUUCCGCCCUCUGCGGCUCCUGGCCCGCCGACUACGCCGCGCGCCACAGCGCCAUCCGCCAGGCCAGCGCAGUCGCGCACGCAGCGCACGUGGAGGUCAUCAAGCGGAGCAGGAGGAGCGGAGUUUUCGCGUGGUUCAGCCCCGCACCCCCCCCGCGCCCGUACGACCCCGCCGUUCGCUUCCUAACGUUCGAAUGGCUGGACGGGUGCGGCGGGUACGGCGACGCGCUCAACGGGCUGAUGCUCGCGUUCGUGACGGCUGUGCUCGACGGUCGCGCGCUCAUCGUCAACCACGACUGCUUGCCGGCCGCGUUCCUGCCGGCUAUGAUCGACUGGCGGCUGUCGGACGACGUGCCGUUAGAGCCCGCGACCGUCGUCACGCCGCCCGGCUACAACUGGGACGGCGUUGUGACCGACGCGCGCCCCGACGCGCCGGCGAAGGCGGGGGAGGUGGUGCGACUGGACAUGCGGAACUCGCGCGUGGAGCUAGAGACGUUCUUCAAGGCGCUCGAGAACGCCACCAACAUCCGGCUGGCGGCGAACCUGGGCGCGCUGACGCACCUGGCGACCAAGGCCAAGGGCGAGUGGGCGGAGCGGUUCAAAGGCUGGGCAUCCGCCUGCCGUACGCCAUGGGGUGCUUCUUCCGGUUCCUCCUGCGGUGAGCCGCCGCGUGACGAGGUGAGGGAGCUGUUCCACAGCACCAUGCAGAAGCUCCGAGGCAACAGCACCGCCACCGCUAUGGAGCAGCAGCGUGUGGCGACGGUGGGCAUUCACAUCCGCGUGCAGGACGAGGUGGUGUGGGCGGGCGACCGAGGCAAGCCCAAGGACCUGGAGCAGAAACAGAUUGACGCGCUGCUGGGGGACGCCAAGCAGUGGCUCGACUGCGCUCAGGUGUGGGGGCGAGGAGGGUGA
Molecule: messenger RNA, 1002 nt
Organism: Closterium sp. NIES-65
Lineage: Eukaryota; Viridiplantae; Streptophyta; Zygnematophyceae; Desmidiales; Closteriaceae
Source: the annotation of a GenBank genome assembly